Messenger RNA from Phytophthora sojae, 2181 nucleotides. RefSeq lists its product as hypothetical. The coding region runs from base 1 to 2181 and encodes 726 amino acids. NCBI's taxonomy places the organism in Eukaryota, Oomycota, Peronosporomycetes, Peronosporales, Peronosporaceae. The transcript has 2 exons. The record is from RefSeq and is a predicted model, not a curated record. Gene Ontology annotation, molecular function: protein binding; metal ion binding.
AUGAGCACUCAAUCCGGUCGCUCGGGCAGCAUCCGGUCGGGUCGGUCUGGAUCGCGCGCCCGCGCGUCAACGUCGCACCGCAAGUUGUCGACGUUCAACUCAUACCGACCGCCGCAGGAGCAGCAGCGACGAGAUGGCUUGGCGAUCCGAGGCAGUCGCGGGAAGGAGAGCAUGCUGUUCACGGACCAGCAGAUGGCCGACGACCUGUUGGCCACCGUCCCCAAGCUGCACGCGGCCAUCGUGAUGGAUGCGCGAGGCAGCCCGCUGUGGCGCCGCAAGAGCUGCAAGGGAGGCAUCGCAGCGUACGAAUUGAUGCCGAGCUCCAACAGAUCGGACGACAUGGAUCUGGCCUACGCGUCGCUGGCCAAGACGGAGAUCAAGUGCCACUUGAACGAAGUCCUCAACGUGUUAAUCAACCGUGAGUCCAGCGACUACCAGAGCACCAUGGCUGCGCUCUGCGGCAAAAAGUUUUGUGACGCCCGCACCGUAUUCCAGCAGCGUUGCCACUUCUCAGAGGAAUCGCGUCAAACUUUAUCCGACAACAGCUCACCUCCGGAAGGAGCCGAGGGCCAGAAGGUAUUGAUCACCGUGAACAUGGCGACGCUGCAGCCGAUGCUGCACAUGAAGUUCCAGUCGAAGAAGCACCGGCUGCCGCAGAAGCUCUGCUUUGCGUCGUUCACCCACCAAUACGCAAGCAAGGACCGCGCGGUGCACGUGAUGAAGACUCUUCCGAAGCAUGUACAUGACGAACUGGUGCCUCGCUCCGAGCGUACGGCGCUGCGCCACCAGCUCGACCAUCUUGCUGUGGGGUUUGAUAUCCAAUCCACACCAGCACCUGGCGGUAGCAGCAGCCAAUCGACCACCAUAAUAGCACACGGGUACGCUGCGGUGACACCGCCCGAGGCGUUCGGCGCCUACAGCCCGGGCCCACUAUCGCGAAUCGCAGCUCCGAACAAGUCUCAAGUAACGCGACGUCGGGCUGCAAUGAUGAACCCUGAAGCGAAGCACGUCCUGGACCUGCUCACUCAAUCGCUACGCGAGUUUGAGCGUGUGAUUCGAAGACGUCGCUUUGACUUCCAGUCGUUUGUGUACUUCCACACGGCGUCCGUGGGUGAUCCGGAGCUGAAGUCGUGCUCCAUUUGCCAGAAGCGGUUCUCAUUGAUCCGCCGCGACUUCUUCUGUCAGCUCUGCGGUCACAUGGUCUGCAGAGACUGCUCCCAACUGUACGAGGUUGAAGCCCACAUCGGCGAGGUGCGUAAGAACCGCAUCUGCGUCGAGUGCGUCGUGCGCGUCGACGCCUGCAAGUUCGAGGACGAGAACCUCAUUGCAGCGUUGGGACCCACGGUCGUAAGCGACGAUCGCUGGUUCUCGGACAGUGAUACCGAGGUGACGACUCCUAUCCUUCGUGAGUACUCUUCGCCCAACGACCUGCUUCACGACCAAUUGUCUUCCGAAGACCCAACCACGAGAUCUCACGCUCUUGAACAGCUCGGCCGAUUGGACCUCGCCGAGAAGGUGCGCAGGGAUAUCGAGCACCACCUGAAGCGGAGCUUGCGUGUGGCUGAAAAGUGCACGAGGCCCGAGGACUGUGAGGUGGCCGAUUUGGAGCGCGACUACGCGUUCGAGUUCGACGGCGACCGAACUCGCGACCCGAACCACCCGCUGCCGCCAAUGCCUGAGCAAGACAUGGAGUGCAAGCGGCUGCAGUACAUCAACAACUCUGGUGUCCUGGACCCGACGUACGAUCGUGCAGCUCUCAACCUUUUGGCUCAAGUGGCAGCCAGGCAGCUCAACUGCCCCGUCGGAUAUGUGUCAAUGGUGGGCGAGGAUACUUUUCACGCGGUGGGCACCUUCCCUCAGCGUCCUCCGGAGAUGAACGUCGCGCCUCGGGAUGAGAAUAUGUGCGCGCACACGGUGUACGCUGAUAAGCCGCUGGUGGUGAAAAACCCGCAGCGUGACAUGCGCUUCGCUCAGAUGACAAUCAUCAAGGACGCCGGUGUGAAGUUUUACGCCGGGUUCCCCAUUCGAGCGCCCGACGGAGCCAUCGUGGCGUCGUUGUGCACAUCCGACUUCAAGCCGCACGAUAACUUUUCAACGAAAGAGUACGCGACUAUGGAAACCCUAGCCAAACUCGCAGCCCAGCUCGUCGCCCCUCGCCAACUCCCUGCCGCAGCGUAUUAA